Acytostelium subglobosum LB1 is the source of this 2634-nucleotide messenger RNA. RefSeq lists its product as hypothetical. The transcript is spliced from 4 exons. Lineage: Eukaryota; Evosea; Eumycetozoa; Acytosteliales; Acytosteliaceae. Gene Ontology annotation, molecular function: ATP hydrolysis activity; ATP binding; single-stranded DNA binding. Bases 1 to 2634 code for a protein of 877 amino acids. Gene Ontology annotation, biological process: mitotic DNA replication initiation; DNA replication; double-strand break repair via break-induced replication. Gene Ontology annotation, cellular component: MCM complex; nucleus. The record is from RefSeq and is a predicted model, not a curated record.
AUGAACAAUAUACAACAACAAGAUGCACAACUUAUAUCAUCAUCCAAGGCAGAGUUCUCAGAGUUCAUCUCAGAGUACUAUGGACCAAUCGUCAAAGAUAUCAUAGAGAAUGAUGCCAUGAGACUAAUCGUCGACAUUGACAUCAUGAGAAAGAGCAAUGCAAAGUUGGCCGAAAGAUUCCUCAUAAAGCCAAUGUUAUAUUAUAUUGAGUUCCAAAAGACUGUUCAGAGCUUCAUACAUGCAGAGGCACAGAGGAUGAAAGCGAGAGAGAUGGAGGAGAUGGAUGGUGAUGAUUACGAUCCAGAUGCAUUGGACAGUUUGACAAAGAGGAGAGCUUAUAGGACGAGCAGGAACAAUCAACCUCAACCAUACUUCUUGGGCUUUAGCGGUAGUUUUGGAUCGUACCACGUCACGCCCAGAGGCCUUCGCGCGGCAUUCAUCUCGCAUCUGAUCUGUGUGGAUGGCAUCGUGACAAAGUGCUCACUCGUUCGUCCCAAGGUCGUAAAGAGCGUGCACUUCUGCGAGGUCACCAAGCAGACGCUCGAGAGGAGCUACUCGGACGCCACAACAGACGACAACAUACCGACGACCGCGUCGUACCCCACGAAGGACAAGCAGGGCAACCCGCUGCUUACCGAGUUUGGCUACUGCGAGUACAAGGACAGCCAGUGCAUCACCAUCCAGGAGAUGCCAGAGUGCGCGCCUGCCGGCCAGCUGCCGCGCUCCAUCGACAUCCUCGUCGACAACGACCUGGUGGACCAGGUGAAGCCUGGCGACCGUGUGCAGGUCGUCGGCAUAUAUCGCGCCAUCCCCAUCACCCCACCCGGCACGCGACAGGCACCACGCUUCAGAACCGUGGUCAUUGGCAACAGUAUCCGCAAGCUGUCACGUGAGGCCGAGGGCCCAGACGUGGGCAGUAACGACAUUCAAAACAUCCGUCGCCUGGCCAGCGAGCCUGGUAUCUUUGACCUGCUGGCGAGCUCAAUGGCGCCAUCAAUCUUUGGACACGAGUACAUCAAGAAGGCGCUGCUACUACUGAUGCUGGGCGGUGUCGAGAAGAACCUGCCCAAUGGCACGCAUCUCAGAGGAGACAUCAAUAUUCUGAUGGUGGGCGAUCCCUCGACGGCCAAGUCACAGCUUCUGCGAUUCGUCCUCAACACGGCGCCAUUGGCCAUCAAUACCACAGGACGUGGCUCGUCUGGCGUCGGUCUGACCGCCGCCGUCACCAACGACUCUGAGACUGGCGAGCGCCGAUUGGAGGCCGGCGCGAUGGUGUUGGCCGACCGCGGCAUCGUCUGCAUCGACGAGUUUGACAAGAUGAGCACAGACGAUCGUGUGGCGAUUCACGAGGUGAUGGAGCAGCAGACCGUCACCAUCUCCAAGGCGGGCAUACACGCGUCGCUCAAUGCUAGAUGCUCGGUGGUUGCCGCCGCCAAUCCAAUCUACGGCCAGUACAACAGAUAUAAGAAGCCACACGACAACAUAUGUCUGCCCGACUCUCUCCUCUCUCGUUUCGAUCUACUCUUCAUCGUCCUGGACCAUGCCAAUCCAGAUCACGACCGACACAUAUCCGAUCACAUCCUAAGAAUGCACAGAUAUAAGAAGCAAGGAGAGGAUGAAUCAUACCAACAAACAGAGCCAUCGUCCAUACUUGGAGGCGAGUUGGAUGUAAAGGAACAGGUGGAGAAGGAUACGGAUACACCAGUUUAUCAAAAGUAUGAUAAACUACUUCAUGGAGGACAGGCUGAACGUGAGAUAUUGUCCAUUCCAUUCAUCCAGAAGUAUAUCCGAUUUGCCAAGAACCUGAUCAAACCAUCACUCUCUGAUGAGGCCAAGGAGUACAUCGUAUCAUCAUAUACAGAGUUGCGAUCCAAAGAGGAGGAGAAGACACUACCAAUCACUACACGUACAUUGGAGACAUUGAUUCGUCUAUCGAGUGCUCAUGCCAAGUGUAGACUGUCACCAAUUAUUGAGAAGUUGGACUCUGAGGUUGCCUAUGAAAUACUUCAACAUGCAUUGUUCAGCGAGGCAAACUCAUUGCCAAAGCCUAGACAUCAUGAACAGCAACAUCAACAACAUGAACAACAACAACAACAAGAUGAUGAUGUAGUGGACACUGCAGCUGCAACUACAUCCACCACUCCACCAACAUCAACGUCAACUUCUAAAUCAAGAACUAGAGCGGCGGCUGUCAAUGCGAAUGAUAAGAAUCUUGGAACAAAGAGGAAGGGCAAUGACAGGAACAAUAACAAUAAUAACAACAUGGACCAAGAUGAUGAGGAUGACGACACAACUAUGGACAGUGACAAGGAGAAUGAAGAUAUAGUACAAACAAAGAAGAAACAAAGGAAGGACAUUAUACCAGACAACAAAAGCAUUAAGAGGAGUGAUGUUAUGCCAAGCAAAACAGCGGCUGUGGAUAUUGUGAAGAAACUUGGACAAGCCACUGUGGACAAGUUUGGUUCUGAACUCAGCAGACUUCUGGUGAGUCUUAGGGGCAAGACAAGUGUGGAGGUCAUCAAGAAGAAGUUGUCAGCCUACGACAAAGGCGACAAUAUCGAUCAUCUACUGCAACAUCAAUUCACACUGAAGAGAAUCUUUAUCCAUAAUGGCAUUGUCAGGAAUAUGCAAUAG